AUGAAUUUAAUUGAAAUAUAUAUUGAUGGAAUUAAAUUUUCGUAUUCUCUGAUUAUUUUAAUAUUCACAAUUUUAAUUUGGUUUAGUUUUAGCAAAUUUAAAAAAGGUGAAAAUGGGUUUUCUCUUGUAGCAGAUAAAAAUUUAAAGUGUCACUCUGAUUAUAAAAUGACGAUUUGUAUAAGACAAGGUGCUUAUAAAAAAGCGAUAAAAAAAUAUCCCAAGAUGGUAGAAAGCUGGGAGAGAUCCGGGCAAGCUAAAGUUGUGCUAAAAGUAUCUCCCAAAGAAUUAUUUGAAUCUGAGAGGAGAGCAAAAGAAAAAAAUAUUACAAGCUGUUUAAUCAAAGAUGCUGGAAGGACACAGAUUUCACCAGGAGAAUAUACUGCAGUUGCAAUUGGCCCUGGAUUUUACAAUAAAGAAAUAAUUAUGUCACUAAAUAUUCUUCCUUUUCAAAUACUAUUUAAUGGAAAAUUACCGAAGAAAAAUCCUUUCAACCAGCAUGAUCAAAGUAUAAAAUCGCCGGCAAAAUUUGGUGAAAAAGUAAUUAAUUCGAAUAUAAGUGCAUCUUUUCGUGGAAGGAGACUUAAUGGAAGAAUGAUUGAUAUUAGUAAAUCAAACCAUUCAAUAUUAAUUUUAUCUAAGAAUGAUUCAAGAAAAGAAUUAGAUAUAAAUAUUGAAAAAUCUUUGAAUCAAGUAACAUACUGGAAUUAUGAUGACGAAAUUAAAAAUUUUGACGACGUUCCUCAAUUUCUGAAUGCUAUUCACUAUUUCAAUACUCUGAAUAGAGAAACUUAA
Cryptosporidium ubiquitum is the source of this 792-nucleotide messenger RNA. RefSeq lists its product as uncharacterized. Lineage: Eukaryota; Apicomplexa; Conoidasida; Eucoccidiorida; Cryptosporidiidae. Gene Ontology annotation, molecular function: peptidyl-tRNA hydrolase activity. Bases 1 to 792 code for a protein of 263 amino acids. Gene Ontology annotation, cellular component: mitochondrion; ribonuclease H2 complex; cytosol. The transcript is spliced from 3 exons. Gene Ontology annotation, biological process: RNA catabolic process. The record is from RefSeq and is a predicted model, not a curated record.